ACCAUGUCUCCCCAUAUCCCAAUCGCCCAUGGCCACAACAUCCAAGCCUACACAUACUGGGACUCUCCCGUGCCAGCCGUUUUCGCUGGACAAAACUUUACAGAUCCCGUCAUCUUCAACCCUACUACAUUCACCUUAAUCACUACACAGAACGAAGCCGUGCUCGUUGAUGCCCCUGCAGUUAGGUCUCGAGCCGAGCCAGUUGCGACUUGGAUUGCUGAAAUCAUCGAACACCGAAAGUUGAGCACCAUUUACAUUACUCACGGCCAUGGCGAUCACUUUUUCGCCGCUGAAGCUCUCCAGGAGCACUUUCCAGAUGCCUCCAUCCGCGCAACUCAGGGCACUUAUGAGCACAUGCUGGAACAGCUUGCUCCAGAAUUCUGGGAUGGCUUGUGGGUUCCUACAUUUCCUGAGCUGGGAGAAAGCCCGAAGCCCAACCCCAAAGUCCAUGUCCUCCCAGAAGGACAAGAUUGCUUUACAGUAGAUGCCCACGAGUUCCGCGCUGUUGAAGUUGUUGGUGGUGACACUGCUUCAUCAACCGUUCUUCAUGUACCCUCUCUAGAGCUGGUUGUUGGAGGAGACGUUGUUUACGGAAAUAUUUAUCAAUACCUCGCUGAAAACACAACGCCUGAGCUCCGUCAGAACUGGAUAGAUGCCAUUGACCAGAUAGCCAAGCUGCAUCCCAAGGUUGUCGUGCCCUCUCACCGUCAAUCCACGGACGACUUUGGGCUGGAGCACUUGAAGGCCACCCAGGAUUACAUCCGAACGUGGACAAAGCUUAAUGCAGAGACCACCACUUGGCAGGAGUUGGAGGCGGCUGUCCAGAAGGCAUACCCCAAGAGAUAUGGAAACUACAUUCUUCGUAUUUCGGAGCUGCUCUUGAUGCACCGCAUAAUACUCCGAUCCAACUCCCUACUGCCAACCAAUAGAGUCACAAUGUCCACUGUCACCCCCCUCUCCAGCAAAGAGUCUUUCGCCGCUGCACUCGAAGCAGCCUUCAAUAGCCCCGACGCCUCACUCGAAGAAAUGAUCCUCAACAUUUACGUCAAAGAAGCCGUCAUCACCGUGAACAUGAACCGGAUGACAUGGGAAGAAUUCAUCCCGUACAUAAAAGCCAUCCGCGCUAGGACAACUUCGGUUGACAUCAAAUCGCAUUAUCUUCUACGAGACGGAAACCUGUUUUCUGAAAGACACUCUGCCUAUGGACACGGAAAAGAUGGGACGGAGACUAAUGCGGAGGCGAUGCUUAUGGGCGAGGUGAAUGAAGAAGGCAAGGUGAUUUGGUUGGAGGAGAUUGCCAUUCUCAAUUCGGAUGCGGGCUCGGCUGCCUCAAAAUCUACAUAGUUGCCGGAGGAGAAUAUGUCUCGAGGUAUACUGGGUAGAUUAAGAUGAACGUUGUGGAAAAUUGUUGAGAGUUGAGGUGGAAUUCGUUGCCAAAUAUCAUCUAUAACUGAACUCACCAAUAUUCUGCAUUUGAGCAAGGGUCCUCGUUAAAUCUC
This is a messenger RNA of Trichoderma harzianum CBS 226.95, 1499 nucleotides long. RefSeq lists its product as hypothetical. The record is from RefSeq and is a predicted model, not a curated record. Lineage: Eukaryota; Fungi; Ascomycota; Sordariomycetes; Hypocreales; Hypocreaceae. The transcript is spliced from 3 exons. The coding region runs from base 4 to 1344 and encodes 446 amino acids.